GCAUGCGAAAUAUUUGUCGAUAUGUUAGUCGAAGGUACUUCACGGUACUGAAGUAUGUCCUUAUAGUCGGGUGUUUCUACGUAAUGAUAUCUGUUUUUGGACCCGUAGUGCAAAAUAUGGAAUACCGACGGGUUGGUCGGUUAGGUAGUGAGUCGGUAUUUUCUCACCAUGUUCCAGACUCUAGGUCUUUUUUCUUUGUUGCAGGAGUAAUCCGUGAUGGUAAAGAUGGCGGUACUGUGGCGAAAAACGGUCUGGUUCCUGAGGAUCCAUUCCUGAAAUUCAGAGGAAAACCUAAGAUAAAUUGGGAAGAUCGGGAUGCAUACGAAGCUGAUCAAGAACGGGUUGGUCCAGGUGAGCAGGGAAAGCCAGUUUCCGUUCCGAAUGAUACUCAAAUUCAACAGGAAGCGUUGGCGUUGUAUCGAGCAAAUGGGUACAAUGCCUACAUCUCGGAUAUGAUUUCACUGAAUCGAUCAAUAAAAGACGUCCGUAAUCCAGGAUGUAAGACCAUGGAAUAUAAUUCCGAGUUACCUACCGUUUCUGUUAUAUUUCCUUUCCAUGAAGAACAUAACUCUACUCUCCUGCGCUCUGUGUACUCGAUCAUUAACCGAUCUCCGAAGCAGUUGUUGAAGGAAAUAAUAUUAGUGGAUGACUUCAGUGAAAAACCAUUCCUGAAAAAGCCUCUUGACGACUUUAUCGAACGUCAGGAUUUUAACAGUAUUGUUAAAGUUCUUAGAACGAAGAAACGAGAAGGCCUUAUACGAGCCCGUCAACUCGGUGCCGAAAAAGCGACUGGAGAUGUUUUGGUAUUUCUGGAUGCUCAUUCAGAAGCUAGUUAUAAUUGGCUACCUCCAUUACUCGAUCCUAUAGUCACAGAUUACAGAACGGUUGUUUGUCCUUUCGUCGACAUUAUUGAUUGCGAAACAUAUGAGAUUCGGCCACAGGAUGAAGGUGCAAGAGGUUCGUUUGACUGGACUUUUAACUAUAAGCGACUACCUCUCACGAAGAAGGACCGAGCAAAUCCUACGAAGCCGUUCCCAAGUCCUGUAAUGGCUGGUGGAUAUUUUGCAAUCUCGUCCAAAUGGUUUUGGGAACUCGGAGGAUAUGAUGAAGGGCUUGAUAUUUGGGGCGGUGAGCAGUACGAACUAAGUUUUAAGGUUUGGCAGUGCCAUGGUCGAAUGGUUGAUGCGCCUUGUUCUCGCGUAGCACAUAUUUAUCGCUGCAAAUAUGCCCCAUUCAAGAACGCAGGAAUGGGUGAUUUCGUUAGCCGGAACUAUAAAAGAGUAGCUGAGGUUUGGAUGGAUGAGUACAAACACCAUCUUUACAAACAUCGACCUGCGCUGGAGGCAACUAACACUGGCGAUAUAUCGAAACAGAAGGCUAUACGAGAGCGUCUGAAGUGUAAAUCAUUUGAUUGGUUCAUGAAAGAAGUGGCUUUCGAUCAAGAUCUUUACUAUCCAGCAGUGGAGCCAAAGCCAUCUGCAAGCGGUGAGCUCCGAAAUAAGGGAACGAAAAUGUGUGUUGACACGAGGUACAAGCAAGUGAAUCAACGAUUUGGAUUGAGCAAAUGUGUUAGCGAUGAUCCGAAAGAAAUGGGAGAACAAAAUCUUCGUCUAACACGGUGGCAUGACAUUAGACCAGAAGGACGUUCCGUUUGCUUCGAUUGUUCGACUUCAGUUGAUAAAGCGCCAGUUGUUCUAUUCGACUGUCACAGCAUGAAGGGAAAUCAACUUUUCAAGUACUGGAUCGAUGAUGAAAUGAUUUUCCACCCAGUGUCAUCUUUGUGUCUGACAGCAGCUCCUGACGGUUCAGGCUUUCUCUACAUGCAACAGUGCGACAAUGAAUCUCUGUACCAAAAAUGGACUUGGCAGGUAAAUUAA
Molecule: messenger RNA, 1877 nt
Organism: Angiostrongylus costaricensis
Lineage: Eukaryota; Metazoa; Nematoda; Chromadorea; Rhabditida; Metastrongylidae
Source: the annotation of a GenBank genome assembly